UUCUCCAUUUUAAUGUCCAAUUGUCAACUGCUGGGAUAAGACUGCUCUUGGUCGCUUCCAUCAAUGGAGGUCACUUCUCGCCUCCUAAACAAGAAUGGCGAUGUGCAUGCAUCCAGAAUAUUGUUAAAGAGGCCACCAAAUCUUUUGUUUGCAUGUUCGAAUCCAAUAAUUUACUGUGGCCACCACUGCCGCUCCUUGAAAAGAAGACCAGCCUGGUUUUCUGAGCUCCCAUCUUUUCCUUGUAGCUUCGUAACCAUGAAUUCGAUCGCUGGUUCCAUCCCCUCCCUUGGCAUCUCAUGAGCCUUCAUGGAGCUUCGAGGUUCGGUGCGCAUGGUGGAUGGGUCAGCAGUAGUUGGUGGUUCUGGUUCAUCAGAAGGUGGCAGCCUUCUAUCCUGCUGUCUGACCACCUCCAGUAGUACGACCGAGGGCCGCUGCAAGCCAAAGGGGCAGGGGCUCCUCGGUUGUGCCUUUCAGAGGACUGCUGAGCUUGAUGGCUGUGAUUGCAGAUCGCUCAAGAUGGCCCGGACAGAGGCAACGGUGCCUCCCUUCGACUCGGUCCUCUCCGAUGGGGAGCAAAUGCUGAGCUUCUCUGCAACUUCCAAGGAAGAUAGCUUUGCGUUAGCCUGUGAUGGAGCUCUCCCUUCUUAUCACCCUUCUCCUCCAUCAUCUUCCCCAAAAUCUUAUCUUUGGAACGCAGGGUUGUAUUCCGGCGGCCACGAUGUGAAUGCCAAUGGUGUUUUGGCAAGGGUGAAGGGGCCAUUCACACCAUCUCAGUGGCUGGAGCUAGAGCACCAGGCCUUGGUUUACAAGUAUAUUGUUGCAAAAGUACCAAUACCACCUAAUCUUCUCGCCCCCAUCCAGAGAAGCCUGGUCUCUUCAGGGAUCUCUCGCUUCUCAGCUGGAUCUUUUGGUUCGAGUGCUUUUGGUUGGGGAUCGUUCUACUUGGGAUGCUCUGGGAAUGUUGAUCCGGAGCCGGGUAGAUGCCGUCGAACUGAUGGGAAAAAAUGGCGGUGCUCGAGGGAUGCAGUCGCUGACCAGAAGUACUGUGAGCGUCACAUAAACCGGGGCCGCCGCCGUUCAAGAAAGCAUGUGGAAGGCCAGUCUGACCAUGCCGCGAAAGCGAUGCCUGUUGCAUCCCCGUCACAGUCAGCCUCACCAGUUUCCGGCAGUCGACCGCCUAGUAAUAUCAGAGCUUCACAAUCACAGACUAAAACUGUCAAGUCCGCCGCCGGCGAUCCUCGGCCGGCGCCGUUCGACACGAUGUGGCUGAGCAAGGAAAACACAAAUGACCAAGUGCAAGAUGCUGCGAACUCGGAAGCCAUGACAUCGAAGUCCGUUUCAAGAAAACAGAGUGCGAGUUCUUUAUCCGAUAUCAAUUUUUUACCCACACUGAAGCUGGAUGACAUACAAUCCCAAUCCAAUCCUCUUUGUCACUUCAUCGACGACUGGCCCAAAACCCAAUCCGACUGCUCAACCAUUACCUGGCCCGAGAUUGAAGACAUGCGAUCUGAAAGAGCUCAACUUUCCAUGUCGAAACCCCUGGCUUCCUCUGAAUUCUCAUCCUUCACUGCUCCAAACCGAGAAAGUGAUACAGACUUACCCCUUAGUCUGUCUCUUGAAGCAGACCAAAGACGAGCGAGUUGGAUUCCCAUCUCCUGGGAGAUCUCCAUGGGUGAUCCUCUCGGCGAGGCCCUUAAAAACACUAAUAACGCGACCAAGGUUCAGAGCAAGACCUGCUCAUCAUCAACAUCACUCUACCUCCUGCCCGACUGCUGGGACUCAAUCCCGCGGGUGGGCUCUCUUACAAGCAGCACAGUGAGUAGCCCGAGGACAGAGAACACGGCCAACAAGAGCACUGGAAGCUUGUGCAACGAUCUCCUUGGCCCAACCAUUGUAGGUCAUCCAACCAUGCAUUAGCUUAUACAUUCUCUACCUCAAUGCAUCAUGGAAGCUGAUGAUUAUACGCUUGAAAAUUUCCAAUAUGGUUCUGUAGCUACAUGUUAUAUUUCCCUUCCUCCCUCUUCAGUUUUUUUGGAUCGAGAUGGUCUUUUUUUAUAUACAAAAUUGGAGCCAUUUCCCAAGUGCGUUGUAUUCGAUUUGAAUCUAAUCUAUAUUGUGUGGAUGCUGCAAUGUGUAACCUGAAGUUUAAUUCAAAGAAAAUGGAUCGCAGAUGCUUGUAA
This is a messenger RNA of Zingiber officinale, 2180 nucleotides long. Its product is annotated as growth-regulating factor 7-like. Gene Ontology annotation, biological process: DNA-templated transcription; regulation of DNA-templated transcription; developmental process. The transcript is spliced from 4 exons. Bases 307 to 1917 code for a protein of 536 amino acids. Gene Ontology annotation, molecular function: ATP binding. Gene Ontology annotation, cellular component: nucleus. The record is from RefSeq and is a predicted model, not a curated record. Lineage: Eukaryota; Viridiplantae; Streptophyta; Magnoliopsida; Zingiberales; Zingiberaceae.